AUGACCGGCGACAGGAUUAGUCUGGAGCGGAGGCGACAGAUCGUGUCCAUGUCGCUUGCAGUGCAUUCUCAGCGAACGAUUGCUCGAGAGGUGGGAUGCUGCUUGUCUUCGGUGAACCGUAUCAUUCAGCGCUUCCGUGAUGAAGGGCAACUUGAAGAUGCACCGAGGUCUGAACGGCCGCGGGCAACGACGUCGGACGAGAACAGGGCAAUAAUUGCUGCAAACGUGGUCGACCCGUUUCUGACGGUUGUCGAUCUAAAGAAGGAGCUGAGCCUCCAAGCGUCGAGUACAACCAUCCGACGAAGAUUAGCGUGCCCCGGGGGUCUCCGUUCCGGAAGCCGGAACACCGAGAGGCAAGACUGGACUUUGCCUUACGCUACGGGGAGUGUGACCCCGCGCAGUGGAGCCACGUGCAGUUUACUGAUGAGGCAACGUUUAGUACGAAGUGGUCCCAGUGGAGGCGGAUAUCCACCCCAGUACGUUCACAGCGUUGUCUCCAGUGGACGGCACUCCGUGAGCGAGUGGGGCGCCCUUUCGCACCAGGGCUUGAGGCCUCUUGUCCGCCUAGACGGCCGCUUCAAAGGAGCAGCAUACGUUAGAGUCAUCGAAAAUGAACUGCUCCCAUGCGUCCUUGACGGUCUUUUCCCUGACGGUUGCUUUGUUCUACAGCAAGAGAGAAGCCCGGUUCACAUGUUGUCCACUGUCCAGCGCAACUAG
Molecule: messenger RNA, 717 nt
Organism: Ornithodoros turicata
Lineage: Eukaryota; Metazoa; Arthropoda; Arachnida; Ixodida; Argasidae
Exons: 2
Coding region: 1-717 (238 amino acids)
Molecular function (GO): nucleic acid binding
Source: RefSeq, a predicted model, not a curated record